AUGCCUGUCGGAGGUAUGCCUAACGAGCCCAGUCGCUCAUCCGACUCGCUGCCCGCGGUUUGUUCAGACAAGGACUGGGAUAAUUCCCCCGCAGGGCUUGCAAGAAAACAGUGCCGCGGACUGUAUGAGCUGUGGGACAAGAGGGACAGCAAGUACGAAGACAUACGGCUCCAAUUCGCUCGCAACAGGUAUCGGACCCGGCAAUACUACGAGGGACAGAUACUACUAGCACAAAGGAAGUAUGAACAGGGCAUGGGCUGCUGCAUGCUCAAGCUGUUCUUUGGCCGGCUUUUGCGGCGGGAGCUCAAAAGUAUUUGCGAAAAGGAGCAGAACGCGAUGAACGUCCUCCUCAAGGGUGAAACAAUCGAACGGGUGGCAGUCACGAACAAGUUUGCGGAUUGGGAGGAGAACUACAUCAUACAAUGCAGAAAGGAAUGUGCGAGAAGGUAUCCUGCAACUCCUUUUUGGUACGAUGAGCAGGAGGAGUUGUCGACUUCGGGCGACUAUGAAGGAUCCAGCGUCUCUGCGCAGUCGUUCGCUUAA
Colletotrichum graminicola M1.001 is the source of this 543-nucleotide messenger RNA. RefSeq lists its product as uncharacterized. Bases 1 to 543 code for a protein of 180 amino acids. The transcript has a single exon. Lineage: Eukaryota; Fungi; Ascomycota; Sordariomycetes; Glomerellales; Glomerellaceae. The record is from RefSeq and is a predicted model, not a curated record.